UACCAGACUAUCUAAAACGCAUCCCCCAGUAGAUAUAUGUACAUAAAUAAAUUAUCAGUGAAUGAAUAUUUGUAAUAAAUAGAUAACCUGCAGUAGUAAACGGGCAUUUAAGGGUUCCGGUCCAAACGCCUCUGCAACAGAUACAUCGAAACCUAACAGAAUGUAUAAACAAACGUGCACCAACUUGCUGAAUCUUACACCUGUAGAGGUCACUGCCUGGCUAAACAGUUUCGAUGCCGUUAUAUCCGAUUGUGAUGGCGUACUGUGGGUAUAUGGAAAUGCAAUUGGCGGAUCCGUGGAUACCAUGAACCAGUUGAAGAAAAUGGGAAAGAGCAUUUAUUUCUGCACAAAUAAUUCGACAAAAACGCGUGCAGAGCUGCUGGCCAAAGGUGUGGAGCUGGGCUUUCAAAUUACUGAGGAAGGCAUUAUAUCGACAGCUCAUGCAACAGCCGAGUACCUGAAGCAUCGCAACUUUAACAAGUGCGUCUAUAUUAUUGGUUCGGAAGGUAUUGCCCAGGAAUUGGACGCAGUUGGCAUACGGCAUACACGUGUUGGGCCAGAUGUUAUGCAAGGUAAUCUGGGCGAGUUUAUGGCGAAGCAUUUAAAGCUAGAUUCGAAUAUUGGCGCCGUUGUGGUCGGAUUUGAUGAGCAUUUCAGUUUUCCCAAAAUGACAAAAGCUGCAUCCUACCUGAGCGAUCCAAACUGUUUGUUCAUUGCAACCAAUACAGAUGAACGUUUUCCUAUGCCUUCUUUUGUUGUGCCCGGAAGUGGCAGUUUUGUGAAUGCCAUUAAAACGUGUGCGGAGCGAGAACCCUUCGUUAUUGGGAAACCAAAUCCGGCCAUAUGCGAGUCGCUGAUUAAGCACAAGAAGAUCAAUCCGGCGCGGACUCUUAUGAUUGGCGAUCGUGCCAAUACGGACAUUCUACUGGGAUAUAAUUGUGGAUUUCAGACACUGCUGGUGGGCACGGGCAUUCAUCACUUGUGCGAUGUGCAGCGGUGGAAGCGUAGCACAAACCCGGAGGACAAGAAGUUGAUACCGGAUGUGUACCUGCCGAAAUUGGGUGACCUGCUGCCCGCCAUUGUGAACACCAUGACACAUGGAAGUUAUUAAUUUGUAUUUGUUUUUCAUAUUUAUACAGCUAAUGGAUUCCGCUCAGGGACGCUAUUAAAAUUAACAAUAGAAGGGAA
Molecule: messenger RNA, 1188 nt
Organism: Drosophila virilis
Lineage: Eukaryota; Metazoa; Arthropoda; Insecta; Diptera; Drosophilidae
Product: glycerol-3-phosphate phosphatase
Molecular function (GO): phosphatase activity
Source: RefSeq, a predicted model, not a curated record